AUGAAGAUACUAUUUUCGCUCCCAUUUGCUUUCGCGGAACCCGUUCUUCACAGAGUCACGAGAGAUAGCAAUGCUAGUGUAGAGCCAGAAGCCGGUAGGCUGGAAGUAGGCACUGGAGGGGAAGAUCGUCGAUACGUCCAACUUGUAGAUCAGAUCAAAUACUUCAAUCCAGCUUUUGAUCACAGAAAAUUCUGGGCGUAUGGUUGCAAUUGUCUGCUUUUAGGAGACCGACCGAUGUCUGAUCCAGGUUGGGGUCCACCCAUCGACGCUCUGGACACAGUUUGCAAACAUUAUAAGGAUUGUGCUCAAUGUGCCAAAAAGAAGCAUGGGGAGAUGUGCAUUAAUGAAUUUGUGAGAUAUAAAUACAGUAAAACUCAAUACGCGAACGGAAACUCGAUGUGCAGAGACGCGCCUAAUUCUUGUGCGAGAGAUCUAUGUGAAUGCGAUUUUGCCUUUGCAAAAGCACACUACCCAGCAAUAGAUGUUUUCAAUUAUGACUAUCAUCUCUUCUGGACAACCACGAAUUGGUAUCCCGAAGAUAACUGUCCACAACCGCCCGGCUCUGUUCCAGUUGCACCUCAAUGCUGUUAUUCUCUUACUGGCCCAGCUGUGAUUUACAAUAGCCUUACUCAUACGUGCGAUGCAUCUGGUGCUAUAACGAAAAAUGAAUAA
Oikopleura dioica is the source of this 672-nucleotide messenger RNA. Lineage: Eukaryota; Metazoa; Chordata; Appendicularia; Copelata; Oikopleuridae. The record is from the annotation of a GenBank genome assembly.